Molecule: messenger RNA, 1437 nt
Organism: Pocillopora meandrina
Lineage: Eukaryota; Metazoa; Cnidaria; Anthozoa; Scleractinia; Pocilloporidae
Source: the annotation of a GenBank genome assembly
AUGCUUCACAAAAAGUUAGGUGUUUUAAAAUGGAUUUCCCUUCUCCUCCUUAUGCUUGGAGUUACUUUAGUUCAGGUGAGAUUGUAUUUUGGGAUACUCAAGGAUCAAUGCUAAUGGCACAAGAUUUUCAUGGCUUAUUUUGUACUGAUUUUAUUUUGUGAUAUCAUCAAUAUCCCAGAUAUCUUAAUACAGAGUGGUGAGUGAAAUAUUGCCACGUGGCCCCAUGUGUGCCUAUUACAUGCAUGCAGGGCUAAGCUUCACUCUUAACCUUUUAACUCCUAAGAGUGACCAAGACAAAAUUUCUCCUUACUAUAUCGAUACAAUAUCAUGCAGACAAUUGAUGAGAAUAAAAGAAAAUAUCCAUUAUGGAAUUACUUAUUGAUCCCAUACCAAAUUCUCCAAACGAACAUAAUGAGAAUCAUUUGGUAGACAGUAAGGAGAAUUAUCCCUCCCCUCCCUAUCCUAGGCAUUUUUUUUUCAUCUUCCCUCAACAGUUCUCUGAUAAUGAUUCACACUCUGGAAAGGGGAGAGGUGUUGUAAGGGAAAAAAUCUUGUCCAGAAAUGCAACACACUACUUCUAUUGGGGCCACAUCCAAGACCUCUAUCAAUUUGGUAUUAAUUUCACCAACCAGUAGUUCACAAUAUUCUGAUUAUCGCCUCCUUAGUUUCGUUGUUUUACUCACUCUGCUCUUACCCUCAGAGAUUUUUUACCAAUUUGAUACAGCAGUUUAAACACUUCAUCUGAAUGUUUAGGUCUUGCUUGCCAUUAACCCUUUAACUCCUAUGAAUGACCAAGACAUAAUUACAAUAUCAUUACAAUAUCAAUAUCAAUAUCGUUACAAUAUCAAUACAAUAUCAACCCGACAAGAGAUAUGAAUAAAGAAAAAUAUCAAUUUGGGAAUAAUUAGUUGAUCCAAUACUAAGUUCUCUGAACUAAUAUCAUAUGAAUUGUAUGAUUGACAAUAAGGAGAAUUAUAAAUUUGAUCUGAUUAUUAAAGGGUUAAAUAUACCUUUCAAUAUGCUACUCUUACUCUGAAUAUUCUUUGCUAUUCACCUUUGAACAAUUGCACCAGAAUAUAUUGUUAUCAUCCUAGGAAUUAAAGAGUGAAAAUCAUCUUUUUGUGCUAUAUUAUUUCACUUUUUUUGUGUAUACUGCAACUAUUCACUUCAGUGUCAAUGGCCAGCAAUGGAUAGUUACCCCACAGCUUUGGUCUUCUGUAGGUAUCUACCACAAGCCACUCCUUAAUUAUCCCUUUCUUUGACUUUUUGUGUAUUUGUUUUUCUUGUUAAUAGUGGCAUCCAGAUAAAGGUGAAGAAUCCCCUACAAAGGAUACUUCAGUAUCACGAAAAUUUAUAGGACUUAUAGCUGUUCUCACAGCCUGUUGUUCCAGUGGAUUUGCUGGGGUCUAUUUUGAAAAGAUUUUAAAAGGAACUUAG